This is a messenger RNA of Chrysoperla carnea, 1796 nucleotides long. RefSeq names its product 27 kDa hemolymph protein-like. The record is from RefSeq and is a predicted model, not a curated record. The transcript is spliced from 5 exons. The coding region runs from base 17 to 937 and encodes 306 amino acids. NCBI's taxonomy places the organism in Eukaryota, Metazoa, Arthropoda, Insecta, Neuroptera, Chrysopidae.
UAAAAUUUUUUUGAAAAUGAAGAAGUUUUUACAUGUAUUUUAUAUCCUUAUUGUCGGUACCACAUUAGUAUUAUGUGAAAAUGAUGGUCAAACGGAUUUGAAUGACUUAGACGGUUUAAAAGAGCGUGUACAAAGUAGUAUACAAGACAUUCCUGGUAUUAAUAAUUUACCAAUCGAUCAAUCUGAAGUACCAAGUGCUGAAGAAGUACAAAAUGCUUUAAAGAAAAAAUGUGACGAAAAUGGUGGUCCUGAAGCGUUUAAUCAAGUGGAGAAUGCUAAUGAAGCAAUCAAAGACUGUUUUGGUAAACUACUAAAUGUUAGUGUAAUACAAGAAGAAAUCGAAGAAGCAAAAAAGACUGGUUCAUUGGAUGAUGUAUUUGGUAAAUAUUGUAAAAAAGUUCCAGAAUUUGAAUUGUGUGUGAAAAAUUAUACCACCGUUUUGGAAGUAUGUUUAGAGUCAAAAGAAAAAGAUAGUGAAAAAGUAAUCUUAAAUGUGACAAAAUCAUUAUCAGAAUUCGUUUGUCAUAAAAGUGGUGAUCGAAUUGCCAUGUUCAUUGCUGAAGGUGGUCCAGAUUGUUUAAAAGAAAAGCAAGAAGAAAUCCAAGCUUGUGCAAACAAAACACUCAACAAACAUUUUGGUGGUAAUGACUUACCAUCAUUAGAGAGUUUACCAUUAUUAAUAUUUGAAUCAAAAGAAUGUAAUGAUAUUAAACAUUUACAAGAUUGUAUUGUACAUGAAUUACAACAAUGUGCUGAUCCAACACCGUCCAAUAUUGUUGAAUCAUUAUUUAAAUUUAUUAUCAAAAUGACACCUUGUGCUCAAAUAUUAAAAGCGGAAACCAAAAGUUCAAAUAGUGGUAUGAAUAAUGUUGCUCUCUUAUCACCUUCUAUUUUAUUAUUAAUAACUUUUAUCGCAUAUUUAUUUAAUAAAUUAUAGAUUUUGAAUUAAUUAGUAAUAAUAUAUACCUGGCAAGACAAUGAUGAAUUUCAUAUAUCGUGCUAUGCAAUAUGAUAAGCUGGAUCAUCUAACCACGCAUUGCGAACGUAUCAGGCUUAAAACUUAAUUUUGGUCAUUUGAGCAUUGGUAUUUUUCUUCCUUUGUUUCACUUAGCGAGCUUCCUCGAAAUGGUAUAACAUCAUUUCGACCGCGAAUUUUACUUAUCUUACUUUUUCUACACUUUUACGAAAUCAUAUUGUAAUUCAAUUAGAGAUCUUGGUAAAGAAAUCUAAAGUAGAAAUUUCAAAAUCAUUUUUUCGAUUACCUGGGCAUAUUGUUUAUUGAAAUCUCUUAGGAAACUGUGCCUUCCGCGUUUAUCUUUUAAUAAAGCAGCUAUUGAAAAAACCUAAAAAUAUUUUAUGUAUAAAAUUAAAGAGGAAUGUUUUAAAUGAAAGCUAUGGAUACCAUCUUGCUGGAUGCAACAGAAAUUAUCUGUUCGUUAAUUAAAUUUGAGGGAAGUGCAGUUUCAUUUCAAAAUUCAUUAGCUCCACUAUCGUUUCUCGAUAAUUGAAUUUAUGGAAUUUAUCACUGUUCGCCGAAUUAAUAAUAAAAAACAAAAUAACAAAAAAAAAAAAUUUAAUUAUUAAUUAUUUAUGUGAGAAUAUUUUAAAAAAAUAUUGUAAUAAGGAAAAACAUACAUACCUAAUAGUUUGUAAGAAUGAUUUAAGAGAAAAACAUAAUGCUGAUGGUUAUGUUUGGUUAUUUUUUUUGUUAAAAACUAUUUUUGUAAUUUUUUGAAUGAAUUGUGUAAAAAACGAAUUUAUUAUUUUUUAAUAAUUAAAAUGCAAGAGUGGAAAAA